This is a messenger RNA of Oncorhynchus keta (chum salmon), 1943 nucleotides long. RefSeq lists its product as uncharacterized. The transcript has 4 exons. The record is from RefSeq and is a predicted model, not a curated record. NCBI's taxonomy places the organism in Eukaryota, Metazoa, Chordata, Actinopteri, Salmoniformes, Salmonidae. The coding region runs from base 1 to 1194 and encodes 397 amino acids.
AUGACGCACUCUUUGCAAGAGGGAGGGAUUCUGAUUUCAUUGGUCCUCAACUCGCGGUUCAGACUAUUCAUUCAGGAUAGUGUUGGGCAGGUCAGUUCUGAAGGAUUCAUUCAGGAUAGAGUUGGCCUGAGGUUAGUUGGUGAAAGAUUCAUUCAGGAUAGAGUUGGCCUGAGGUCAGUUGGUGAAGGAUUCAUUCAGGAUAGAGUUGGCCUGAGGUUAGUUGGUGAAGGAUUCAUUCAGGAUAGAGUUGGCCUGAGGUUAGUUGGUGAAGGAUUCAUUCAGGAUAGAGUUGGCCUGCUUGGGAGCAGGUUAGUUGGUGAAGGAUUCAUUCAGGAUAGAGUUGGCCUGAGGUUAGUUGGUGAAGGAUUCAUUCAGGAUAGAGUUGGCCUGAGGUUAGUUGGUGAAGGAUUCAUUCAGGAUAGAGUUGGCCUGCUUGGGAGCAGGUUAGUUGGUGAAGGAUUCAUUCAGGAUAGAGUUGGCCUGAGGUUAGUUGGUGAAGGAUUCAUUCAGGAUAGAGUUGGCCUGAGGUUAGUUGGUGAAGGAUUCAUUCAGGAUAGAGUUGGCCUGAGGUUAGUUGGUGAAGGAUUCAUUCAGGAUAGAGUUGGCCUGAGGUCAGCUGGUAAAGGAUUCAUUCAGGAUAGAGUUGGCCUGAGGUCAGUUGGUGAAGGAUUCAUUCAGGAUAGAGUUGGCCUGACAUCAGUUGGUGAAGGAUUCAUUCAGGAUAGAGUUGGCCUGAGGUCAGUUGGUGAAGGAUUCAUUCAGGAUAGAGUUGGCCUGAGGUCAGUUGGUGAAGGAUUCAUUCAGGAUAGAGUUGGCCUGAGGUUAGUUGGUGAAGGAUUCAUUCAGGAUAGAGUUGGCCUGAGGUCAGUUGGUGAAGGAUUCAUUCAGGAUAGAGUUGGCCUGAGGUUAGUUGGUGAAAGAUUCAUUCAGGAUAGAGUUGGCCUGAGGUUAGUUGGUGAAGGAUUCAUUCAGGAUAGAGUUGGCCUGAGGUUAGUUGGUGAAGGAUUCAUUCAGGAUAGAGUUGGCCUGAGGUCAGUUGGUGAAGGAUUCAUUCAGUAUAGAGUUGGCCUGAGGUUAGUUGGUGAAAGAUUCAUUCAGGAUAGAGUUGGCCUGAGGUUAGUUGGUGAAGGAUUCAUUCAGGAUAGAGUUGGCCUGAGGUUAGUUGGUGAAGGAUUCGCUGCCAUAGAAAUGUAACUGACUAAAAGGUGAGCCACAUUCAUAUGACUUUUAAAUCCUUUUCAAACCAGCUCCAUGCAGCCUGGUCCAGGUCUCAGAAUAAGUUGUGUAGUAUUUAGUAGUAUUUAUUGGGAUCCUCAAUUAGCCCCACUUUCUGGGGUCAAAACAGGAAAUAAAACACAACAAAUAAAAUACAUGAUAUCCAUAAAAUAUACAUAACACUACAUACUCUCCUGCCUCUGCCUCACGCUUCAGAAACAGGAGAUCUGUCCUAUGAGCCGUUCUGGUUUGUUCAGACCAAGGCUUGUGGAAGGCUACUUACCGACAUACAGUGCAUUCGCUAAGUAUUCAGACCACUUGACUUACCCCACAUUUUGUUACACUACAGCUUUAUUCUAAAAUAGAUUAAACGAAUUUAAAACAUCCUCAUCAAUCUACACACAAUCUACACACCAUAAUGACGAAGCAAAAACAGGUUUUCAGAAAUGUUUGCAAAUAUAUUAAAAAUUAAAACAGAGACCCUUUGCUAGGAGACUCGAAAUUGAGCUCAGGUGCAUCCUGUUUCCAUUGAUCAUCCUUGAUGUUUCUUCAUCUUGAUUGGAGUCCACCUGUGGUAAAUGUAAUUGAUUGGACAUGAUUUGGAAAGGCACACACCUGACUAUAUAAGGUCCCACAGUUGACAGUGCAUGUCAGAGCAAAAACCAAGCCAUGAGGUCGAAGGAAUUGUCCUUAGAGCUCAGAGACAGGACUGUGUCACGACACAGAUA